Molecule: messenger RNA, 5941 nt
Organism: Pangasianodon hypophthalmus (striped catfish)
Lineage: Eukaryota; Metazoa; Chordata; Actinopteri; Siluriformes; Pangasiidae
Product: NACHT, LRR and PYD domains-containing protein 3-like
Exons: 11
Coding region: 2263-5208 (981 amino acids)
Molecular function (GO): protein binding
Source: RefSeq, a predicted model, not a curated record
UUAAAGCCUUGUUGAUGCUGAUGUUGGUGGUGAUUUAGGCCUGUAGGAAGCUCCAGCUGAAACGCAGCUCUCACUGUCUCCACAGCCAACCAAGCGCUUGCAAAAUGCCUGUAGCCUGUGUUUUACUCUUCAACCUUUCCAACAUGUAUUCUGCCUUCCAAGAGGAGGAUGAGCAGGAGGAAGAAGAGGCUCAUGAAGCAGAAGUGGAUCCGAUUCUUCAACAAGAUUUACUACAGGCUGGAUUUACUGUCACACACGCCAUCGCCACUGCUCUCUUUCAUUAGUAGUGUAGCAGUAAGGUUACUCAUACAUACAGGCCACUUUAUUAGGAACACCCCUUACUCAUACAUACAGGCCACUUUAUUAGGAACACCUUUUACUUAUACCCAGAUAGCAGAGAGACGUCGAUUCAGCGUCUAUUUUUAGUUUUAUAGGUCAGUAUCAGUCAUCAGUUAAUUUCAGGCUAUUGUCACAUAAACGAUGGGGAAAGUCAGGUGUUGUGUUAAAUCCGACUGCCCGGCUGGAUCCUACACCCCUUCACGUGCACCAUCGUGUUUCCUGUAGAUGUCAGUAAAAACACAUUCUUUAUGCUAUAUUAAGCAAAAACUUUAUAGCCAAAAUUAGAAGACUAAACUGUUUACAUAAAUGAAUAUUUUUUAAUCAUAAUUUUAACAUGAUGUAUAAGAUUCUAAAUGUUUGUAAUGUCAUCAUCAGUGCCAGCAGCAUUCUCUCCAGUUCUGCAUUAUGGGAUUAUGGGUGAUUGCCAGAGAGGGAAGAGGCUUCACAAAGUAAACUCUGAUUCUGAAACAAUUCAAAUUCACUCGAUGGAAACAUUUUUUCAGCAAGUCAUAUGGUAUAACACCUGAGAGAGUAAUAUUUAAAAAUAAAUAAAUAAUAAAAAACAGUUAAUGAAGAUGUAGAUGCAGCAGGAGAUUCUGCAAAAGAAAAUGGAUAAAAAGUCCAGACAUGACAUACCUCAAUAUAUCUCCUAUAAUCAUCACAUAGUGCAGGUGAUAAAUUAUAACAACAAUAGUGAAAAACAUAUUUAUUGAUGUGAGAUGUGAGUGAUCCGAUGUGCACCGGAUAAUCUGUGCUCUAACUCCAAAUUCAUCACAACCUGGGAAGAAAUACUUCUGUUUUCAAAGAAUCAUUGCCUCUGGCUCCAGGUUCAGUUGAAGCAGGUGUUCUGAUUUGCUCAGCUUUAUGUCACUCAUAUUCAUCCUGUGUUGAUUGGUUGAAGUGUUGACAGUGGGCGGGGCAUGAACUCACGCAGGCGCAGUUACGUGGGCUUCAGAUUAGUUAGUUAAUUGUCUUAAUGUCUGAUAUUAGAGAAAACACACGCAAAACCAGAAAUGCUGCAAUAAGCUGAAAACACAACGGAAAUGGUUUAAAACAAAACGGAAAUGUUUCAGAGGGAUUUGUCAAAAAAAGCUAAGAAUUAUCACAUUAGCUAAUUUAUUCAUUUGACGAGUGUGUUUAUAUUAGCCCCCUUCAUCACUUUUAUUUUAAGUAACAUUAAUUAUUCAUAUAAAAACUACUUAUACAAUAAUCCUCACUAAGAUCAGGAUACUCGUUCUCAUUAAGAUAAAACCAGAAAAAUGUUAUUUGACUGUCAAAACUUAAGUAAACUUACUCAGCUUAUUGUUUCUGCUUGUUUUUCUAAUUCUUUCUUCUAAUUUCUUUUUUAAAUUCUUUUUGUAAUUUAUCCUUUUUGUCCUUAAUUUGUACAUUUUUUUUUACAUUUAUGACAGUUACAUGUGCGCAAUUUAAUGAAGCCACAAGAUACUAAAUCAAGGUCAUGAAAUCAUAAUGUCUGUGAUGUAGGAGGUUUUACCUCCCUUUUAAUUCUCUAUUCUCUGUAUUUUCUGCUGUUUUCAGAAAUUGUAUAUCAUUGACCUGAUCAAGGACUUCAAAUAAAUCUGCAAAUGAAUCCUGAUUACUAAACUUGUAAAUUUUAUUUACGUGAUUUUGUUUAGACCAGCUUUAUUGUGGCUUUUGCUCCGUGCUGUCUGAGAUAACAAUUGAUGAUAAUCCAUACUCGUGUGUGUGUGUGUGUGUGUGUGUUUAUUGCCCUACCUCACUGCCCUUUGCUCUCUGCAGUAUAAACCAGGUAGGCUAUGUAAAUAAAGGUGAAACUCAGCAGCUCCAUUUUGUGUCGAGGGGAAAAUAAACCAUUUGAGGAGUAAAAACACAGGUUUGAUUUAACACACCGAUGUUGGAGUGAAGUAAACGUGUGUCCUGCUGUAAUCUGGAGAAGGAGACAUGACCUCCAACAUGAGUGUGUCUGGAAAACAGGACUUAAAGAAAGACGAGAGAAUGAUGGAGGGAAAGAGAUCAGACUCACCAGAACCCAGCUGUGUGUCCAUGAAGAGUGACGCGUCAAUGGAACAUCCAAUACUCUUCAGAGACAGAGACAGUUCUACUGAUGUGAGACCACAAAAGAAGAAAUCAAACAUCAGCAGAAAUCAGUUGGAGUCCAUAUUCAAGGAGCUGGAACACAAAGUCAUCACCAUGAUAAAGAAUGAGCUGAAGAGGUUUAGGAAGCUCCUGAGUCCAGAUUACCCAGCAUGCACUGAGAGGGAGGUGGAGGAUGAGGAGGAUCUGCACAGUGUCAGAGAGGAAGCGCUGAAGAUCACACUGCACGUCCUGAAGAACAUGAACCACACAGAUCUCGCUAACACACUGCACAACAAGUCUGUGGCCUCUGUGUAUCAGCCAAAGUUGAAAUCCAACCUGAGAGAGAAGUUUAAAAGAAUUAAUGAAGGAAUCUCACAGCAUGGAAGCUCAGCACUUCUGAAUGAGAUCUACACAGAGCUCUACAUCACAGAGGGUUGGAGUGGAGACGUCAAUAAUGAACAUGAGGUGAGACAGAUUGAGACAGCGUCCAGGAGAAAAGCAACACAGGAGAAACCCAUCAAAUGUAAUGACCUCUUUAAAGACAAGUCCAUCAGAACUGUGCUGACUAAAGGAGUUGCUGGAAUUGGAAAAACAGUCUCUGUGCAGAAGUUCAUUCUGGACUGGGCUGAAGGAAAAGCAAAUCAGGACGUCUUCUUCAUGUUUCCACUUCCCUUCAGAGAGCUGAAUCUGAUGAAGCAGCAAAAUCUCAGUCUGAUGAGUCUUCUUCAUCACUUUUUCCCAGAAAUGAGAAAAUUACAAUUAAUAGACUGUGACUCCUACAAAGUGGUGUUGAUCUUUGAUGGUCUGGAUGAGUGUCGACUUCCUCUAAAUUUCCAGAACAAUGAGAGAUUGUGUGAUGUGACAGAGUCAGCCUCAGUGGAUGUGAUGCUGACAAACCUCAUCAAGGGGAAUCUGCUUCCCUCUGCUCUCCUCUGGAUAACCUCUCGACCGGGAGCAGCCAAUCAGAUCCCUCCUGAGUGUGUAGACCAGGUAACAGAGGUACGAGGCUUCAGUGAUCCUCAGAAAGAGGAGUACUUCAGGAAGAGGGUCAGUGAUCAGAGCCUGGCCAAUAAAAUCAUCACACACAUGAAGUCUUCAAGAAGCCUCUACAUCAUGUGCCACAUCCCGGUCUUCUGCUGGAUUUCAGCCAAUGUUCUAGAGAAAAUGUUGGGUGAAGCAGAGAGUGGAGAGAUCCCCAAGACUCUGACUCAAAUGUUCACACACUUCCUGAUCUUUCAGAUCAAACACAAGGACCAAAAGUACCAUCAGAAAUGUGACCCUGAUCCUCAGCAGACCAGAGAGAGUAUCCUGGCACUGGGAAAACUGGCUUUCCAACAGCUGGAGAAAGGAAACCUGAUCUUCUAUGAGGAAGACCUGCGAGAGUGUGGCAUUGAUGUCAGAGAAGUGUCAGUGUACUCAGGAGUGUGUACCCAAAUCUUCAGAGAGGAGUUUGGGCUUCACCUGGGGAAGGUGUUCAGCUUUGUACAUCUGAGUGUUCAGGAGUUUCUGGCUGCUUUAUAUGCAUUUCUCUGCUUCAUUUUAAGAAAUACGCAUGUGUUAGUGGAGCAAAGCACUGGAGGUUUUAAUUUCUUCAGAAAUCCAAACAUGUCUGAUUUCCUCAGGAGUGCAGUGGACAAGGCCUUACAGAGUGAGAAUGGACACCUGGACCUGUUCCUCCGCUUCCUUCUGGGUCUCUCACUGGAGUCCAAUCAGACUCUCUUACAAGGCUUAAUGCCACAGACAGGAAGCAGCUCUCACAGCAAACAGGAAACAGUCGAGUACAUCAAGGAGAAGAUCAGGGAGAAUCCAUCUCCAGAGAAAUCCAUCAAUCUGUUCCACUGUCUGAAUGAACUGAAUGAUCAUUCUCUAGUGCAGGAAGUACAAACUUACCUGAACAGAGGAGGUUACAAGUGUCUCAGUGGAACCAGACUCUCUCCUGCUCAGUGGUCAGCUCUGGUGUUUGUGUUACUGAACUCAGAACAGGAGCUGGAUGAGUUUAAUUUGAGUAAAUUUGACCCAUCAGAGGAAUGUCUUCUGAGGCUGCUGCCAGUGGUCAAAGCUUCCAGAAAAGCUGAGCUGUGUGUGUGUAAUCUGACAGAGGAAAGCUGUAGAGUUCUGUCCUCAGUUCUCAGCUCAAACUCCUCCAGUCUGAGAGAACUGAACCUGAGUUACAAUAAACUGCAGGAUUCAGGAGUGAAGCUGCUCUCUGCUGGACUGGAGAAUCCACACUGUACACUGGAGAAACUGAGGCUGUGUGAGUGUAAUCUGACAGAGGAAAGCUGUAGAGUUCUGUCCUCAGUUCUCAGCUCAAACUCCUCCAGUCUGAGAGAACUGGACCUGAGUUACAAUAAACUGCAGGAUUCAGGAGUGAAGCUGCUCUCUGCUGGACUGGAGAAUCCACACUGUACACUGGAGAUACUGAGCCUGUGUAAGUGUAAUCUGACAGAGGAAAGCUGUAGAGGUCUGUCCUCAGUUCUCAGCUCAAACUCCUCCAGUCUGAGAGAACUGGACCUGAGUUACAAUAAACUGCAGGAUUCAGGAGUGAAGCUGCUCUCUGCUGGACUGGAGAAUCCACACUGUACACUGGAGAAACUGAGGAUGUGGUGCUGCAGUAUUAUAGAUGAAGGUUGUGCUGCUCUGGCUUCAGCUCUGAGGUCAAACUCCUCAUCACACAUGAGAGAACUGGAUCUGUAUGGUAAUAAUCCAGGAGAAUCAGAAGUGAAGCUGCUCUCUGAUCUACUGAAGGAUCCACACUGUAAACUGGAGGCACUACUCAUUAAGUAUGAUAAACUCACCAGGACUGGCGUAUGACAGGAGUCUCAGCACAAACUGCUUUUCCAGGAUAAAGCAGUUUUGGUGAAGCGUUAGAACCCGUCCCACAUUUCCAGCAGUUUGGGAGCUGAAUCAUUCAUAUUCAGAUGUAGAAGUUCCAUAACAAUAACCGGGACUGAUCGCAUCCUUUUAUCCACUCAGCUACAAGUUACUUCAGGCUUUAAUAACAUAUUUUACAAUCCAAAGUCAAAUCCUUCAGCAUCUACACACAACACAGAGAUAUCAUCACAUCAUCACACUGAUUACACAAAUACACAUCCAUGUGUUGUAGCUGUUUGUAGCUACUUAUUUUUAUCUAUUUACUCAGUAUGUGUUUCUGCUCAACAUGGCUUUAUUCAGUUUGUUGUACCAUGACAGUGUUUUUUUUCUCCACAGAUGAUUGAUUUAUAGUUGUGAUUUAAUAAUUUUCCCCAAUUUGUUUUUGGUUAAACUUCUGUUCCUUGUGUGCUAAUGUGUUUUUAAAGGACAAUUCUGGCAUAAAACUAGAAUUUAAUAUAUUAUUUGUCAUGGUAUGUAGUAUUCUGUUGCAAGGGAUUGUAUUGCUUACUGUCUGUGUUUUAGUAGAAUUCAAGUAAAACAAAGUAAUCAUGUAAUCAUGCUAGCAUUACGGUAGCUAAAUGUGUUGUUGCUAACUUAAUUUAUUUGACUCAGUUUAAUUUUGAAAGAUGUACAGUUACUCUCUGCUUGCCUCGUGUUUCUCUUCUUGCUGGCA